Messenger RNA from Pangasianodon hypophthalmus (striped catfish), 1852 nucleotides. Its product is annotated as corticoliberin. Gene Ontology annotation, molecular function: hormone activity. The transcript is spliced from 2 exons. NCBI's taxonomy places the organism in Eukaryota, Metazoa, Chordata, Actinopteri, Siluriformes, Pangasiidae. The coding region runs from base 1333 to 1827 and encodes 164 amino acids. Gene Ontology annotation, cellular component: extracellular region. The record is from RefSeq and is a predicted model, not a curated record.
AAAAAUGUGUUGCCUAAAUGUAAAAGGUUUCUUUUUUAGAGGGUAUCCUAAGAUCAAACAUUGUGUUAACAAUAAAUUGAACUGAUCCUGGAUCUCUAAACUUGUACCUCGCCACCUGCUCUUGGAUAGUGUUAAUGAAGCCUUCAUAUGUGCUGUUCAAGAUCAUUGUCAUCAGUUUGGGCAAACUGUCCCCUUAUUUGAGUUCCUAGAGAAUGUUUGUGGUAAAGGUAUGAAGAAGAACAUUGAAGCCACCGUGCCAUGGCCUUGACCUUGAACAACAGCUAAAGCUGUUCUCUGCUAACAUCGAUUUUAGGUCUAGCUCUUGAACCUAAAAAUUGACUCCAAAAGAAAUUUUGUGCUACAGCAAGAGGAAACUACAUUUAAAAGGAGUACACUCUAACUAAAUUGUUAUGUUCAUGCUGUCUUUAGGCUUCAUAUUCACACAUACUAGCCUAAGCACACUGUAAAUAUAGGCUAGCAGACUUAUGAACAUAUUACUUGUUUGAAUGGGGCGGAUAUAAAUGCUGUUUGAUGUGAUGACAUGUUGACCACUCAAGCACCUUGCUGUAUAAUUCACGAUUGCCAUGACUUAUUCGUUGUACAAUGCUGAUUAAAGGUUCAAUCAACCUCAGAUUCAGUACAGCCUCGAAGAUAUUUGAUUUUUUGCGUUAAAACCCUGCUUCUUGUAGUCUGAAGAACAGCUAACGCUUCCAUUUUCUCCUGCUGAAGAGCGCAGAACUGUGGAGAAGGGUGUUGUUUUGAGUAGUAAGAAUUACAUUGUAGAUUACAACUAGAACUGAAAUUAUCAGUAGUAAUAAUAUAAAUGACUAAUCAAAAAUCAUUUUCAGCUAGUGCAAACACCAUAAUAGAAGUCAAUAAUACACGAUAUCGACAAAGCAGUUUUGACUAGUAAAAUACAAUUCUCACUAGUAAAAAAAAAACUGUAAUUUUAACUAGUUAAAACUGAAUUACGGAUGCCUUGAAUUCGAGUUCUGAUUAUUAAAAACUGUAUUUACUGUAUUUAAUAAAUGCAUUUUGUAAUAAAAAUUAAAUUGCUACUUGUACUUACACUUGUAGUAUUAAAAGAUAAACCUGCUUUCCUCACCAUGGAACGCGUAGUGCCACUUCUGAGGUGUAUUAUGGUGGGGCGUGAGCACGGGAAAGCUAAGCACACCUCUCCGGUAUAAAUGUGAUCGAAGCUGGUGUUGCACACACUUGUGUCUGCUUCUGAUCGAGAGGCAGGUAAAGGACGCACCUCUCACGCGUCUCUUAACAGAAAAACAGUGGUAGGGCUCGAAAAGCGCCUUUGCAGAGCACCGAGUAUCCCCCUAAAUGAAGCGCUACGUGCUUUUUGCGUUGGUGGCGGUGCUCAGCACUUUCACUCCGCGCAGCCAAUGCAAAGCCAUAGCCAGCUCGAAGGAUGAGCACACUGGCUCUAGACUCACAGAACGGCAGCGACCCGUUCUACCAAUCCUCAUGCAACUGGGAGAAGACUACUUCAUCAGGUUGGAUGACCCAAAGCAGAGUCUGAACAAAGCUUCUGAACACAGCUCUCUGCCACGAGCAGCCACCGUUAACCGGGCGCUCCAGCUGCAGCUCACACAGAGGUUGUUGCAGGAAGAGGUCGAUGAGCUUGGAAACGUUUUAACGGACAGCUUCAUCCAGCUGGCGGACUCGGCUGAGAGGAAGCGUCGGGGCGACGAACCGCCAAUCUCCCUGGAUCUGACAUUUCACCUGCUGCGCGAGGUGCUGGAGAUGGCACGGGCUGAACAAUUAGCUCAACAGGCAAGCAGCAACCGAAAAAUGAUGGAUUUUUUUGGGAAGUAAAAGCAGCACGUUAUUCCCUCAAACU